UGGUCAGCGCGGCGCCUGAGUUCAAGGAAAGUUCGCGACGGCGCUCGGUUUUCCGUGCGAGCCACCGAGCGACGCUGAGGCCCGGGCGCCGAGUGUGGGAUGUCGCGUCUGGCGCUGGCGGUGACCGCAAUAGCGAGAGCGGCCGGUUGCGUUUGCGAGAAGGGUUUUCGGCGGAGUCAGGGAACUCGUUUGCAAGUAUGGUUAUUGGACGCGUUUUGAAGCACGUACUGUGUCGUUGCAGAGGAAGAAUCAAGGUGCAGGUAGACAAGGAGCUGGAUGAUGAUGAAGGGAUGAAAUGAUUUCCUGGUCCAGCAACAGCAGAAAGUAAUGGGCUGCGGGACAAGCAAAGUGCUUCCCGAGCCAACUAAAAACUUUCAUUUGGAUCUCGUCAAAACUGUGGAGCCAUACACCGGCCAAAAUGUAGAUAAAUAUAAGCACUUUAUUAAAGACAAUACCAUCAAGAAUCGGAACAAGAAUGAUGCACCCCCGCCUCAUCAAACUAAUGCUUACCAACAGAGUGGCCAUUGGGACCAGCAAAACGAUCCUAGGAGGAAUAAAGUGGCUAAAUAUCGUGCUAAAUUUGAUCCCAGAGUGACUGCGAAGUAUGACAUCAAAGCACUGAUAGGUAGAGGGAGUUUCAGUCGUGUGGUUAGAGUGGAACACAAAAGCACCAAACAGCCUUAUGCAAUAAAACUGAUUGAGACAAAGUACAAGGAAGGCAGGGAAGUGUGCGAGUCUGAGCUUAAUGUCCUCCGGAGGGUGAGGCAUACCAAUGUCAUACAACUGAUUGAAGUAUUUGAGACUCAAGAGCGAGUGUAUAUGGUAAUGGAGCUUGCUACUGGAGGUGAACUUUUCGAUAGGAUCAUAGCCAAAGGUUCUUUUACUGAACGUGAUGCCACAAAAGUGUUGCAAAUGGUUCUUGAUGGAGUUAAAUAUUUGCACAUACUAGGCAUCACGCACAGAGACCUGAAACCUGAAAACUUGCUGUACUAUCACCCAGGAGCUGAUUCUAAAAUUAUGAUUACAGAUUUUGGAUUAGCCAGCACUCGAAAGAAAGGUGAUGAUUGUCUCAUGAAGACAACCUGUGGCACCCCAGAAUAUAUUGCUCCUGAAAUCCUUGUGAGGAAGCCUUACACUAAUUCUGUUGACAUGUGGGCAUUGGGUGUGGUUUCUUAUAUUUUAUUAAGUGGAACCAUGCCCUUUGAAGAUGAUAAUCGCACUCGAUUGUACAGGCAGAUAUUGAAGGGCAAAUAUAGUUACUCAGGAGAGCCGUGGCCCAGUGUUUCAAACCUCGCAAAGGAUUUUAUAGAUCGUCUUCUUACUGUGGAUCCCAAUGAGAGGCUGACUGUGGGCCAAGCCUUAAAGCACCCUUGGAUAGUAAGCAUGGCAGCCUCCUCAUCUAUGAAGAAUCUGCAUCGCUCCAUUUCUCAGAACCUUUUGAAGAGAGCUUCAUCUCGAUGUCAAAGCACCAAGUCAGCCCAAUCCACAAGGUCCAGCAGAUCCACUAAGUCCAACAAGUCACGGAGAGUACGAGAGAGGGAACUAAGAGAAUUAAAUUUGCGAUACCAGCAGCAGUAUGAGGGAUGAAAAGAAACUUGGAGCUUUGUCACAAUGUUAUCUUUCGCUGUGCACUUUCUAUUUGUGUAACUCUCAUAACAUGUUGACCACUUUGGAUUCAAUGAAUUGGUAACAUGGAGAGUUUGGACAAACCACUUUUCUAAUUUACGAGAUCCAUCAGAUUACUAUUCCACAAUUCACUAAAAAUAGUUAAAUGCUGAGCAUUGUUCAAACAUGGUGAAUAUUGAGCCAAUAAGACUAUUUCCUACUAAAUUAGUGUGUAUGUAAUUGAUUAAACGUACUGGCCAUUUUACAGGGUAAAAUUAGAUUGCAUAACUGAAAUUUGUCUUAAGUGCUGGAAAUAUUGAACCUCAUUGCUCUGGUUACAUUUUAUAACUAACAGUUAAGCCCAGUGUUUUUAAAAUCUUGUUAGGAAUUAAAAUGCUGUGUAUGUUACAUUCAAAAUUGCAAUCUGUUUAAGUUGUCUUUAACCAUUUUAUUUUACAAAAGAAAGGUCUUUAGUCCUUAAUAAAUACAGAUACAGUAAGAUGAAAGUUUUGACUUGGCAGUGUGCAUAAUGUAAACAUUAAUUCUUGCUGAAAUGUUAGAUGCUCAAGGAACAGAAAGAAAGAUACCAUUCACAAAUAUUUUCUCCCCAGUAUGAACUCUUCUAUACUGCUGAACAUCUUUAUUUACAUUAAAUACUGAAAUGACAACCAACGACAGUAUAUUCAUCUGGCACACUAAGUAGGCAAUUUCUCGCAGACCUGUGAAUUAAGGUCUGUUUUACGAUUUUAUAUCUUACAGAGCCCAAAAGUUGGUACAUACACAUGAGAUGAAGGUAGAUGUUAAAAUAUUGUAAACAAGGUUUAAAAGAUAAAAAUAAUUAUGUUCAACACUUAUGGAGUUUUUGAGAUGUAUAUUUGAGAAAAUCACAGUUUACAUGGCUAUUUUAGAGCCAGAGUAGUGAUCAGCUGCACAUGAUUUAAAAUUCACUUCCUCCUCAUGGAAACAAUGUUACACAUUUUUGGAGUUUGCUCUUUUUAAUGUGAGAUACUUUAAUUUAGUUCAUUAUACAGGAGGAGGGAACCAAUAGAUUAAAUUCUUAGCUUCCAUAUUUACCUAUUUAAAUUUCUAAAGUGUCUUCCUCUCUUUGAGUGCUGAUAGCCUCAUUCUUAGCAAAUUCCAGAAAAUAUUCAUUGUGUCAUUGUUGUGUAGAAUUCAAAAAUCACAGCUGCUCUAUACAUUAAAUGUAUGUGCACUUCAGUUAAUUUGGAUGUGAACAGCCAUAUAGCUUUAAUUUGUAAUCUUAUUCCUAAUAACUGUGCUGAAAACAGCAUGAACUGAAAGUGGAAUUGGUCUAUUUCUAAAUGAGCCUAGUUUGCUUGUUGGAAUCCAUGGGAAGAUGGCCAAGACUGGAAGAGUCUUGCUCUGUUAAUGAGUAGGUCACAUCUAAACUUUAUGGUAAAAUAUUAUUGUACCAAAUAUAUACAUACAAUAAUUUCAGAAUGAAGGAACUCAAUCUUUCUUCUAAAUUUUCAUUUUCUUUAAAGAAAUAUUUCUUCCUGUAGACAUCUGUACAUGAUUUUCACUUUAAAUGAAUGGGUAAGCACAUUGCCAGACUGCAGAUUUUCUGAAUUAACUUGUGAUUAAUGAACACCAUCAACCCAAGGUACCUUUUCAUUCUUGCAUUAUCCAGAUAGAAUAUGUCUUGCCUCUCUAGGGGCAGUAAAGCCAACAUGAUGGAGUUGCACAUGUAGUCUAAUAUUUGAGCAAAAUACACAGUUGGUUUGAAGGAUGUUAAUUAUCCUAUGUUUUGGUAUAUUAAUUUGCAUUAUGCCAUGCCAGACUUUGCUCAUCUCUGCUAUAGGAAACAAGUAGUUACAUAAACAGCAUUCCUGUACUAGGUGUGUCCCUUGAUCCCCACAUUGACUCGUGUAUUUUUUUGUAUAAGCCUCCAGUGUAAAAUAAGCUUUGUUCUUAAUUUCCAUUGAUUUUAUCCCAUCUUUAAUCUCAUUGGCCCUUCUUUUUAUUCCUCUGGACUGUGGACCAUUGGAAAAGUUUCAUUUUUUCACAUAGCUGUUAACUGGGGCAAAAGAAAGCAAAAAUGCUGGAUACAUUCAGCAGGUCAGGCAACACAUGUGAAAAGAUGAUGGGUGUAUGACUUAACUUUCUCUUUGCACAUGUACUGUCUGACUGACUACAUUUCCAGCAUCUUUUUUUUUGGAUUUCUAGUAACCACUGUUUUAUUUUUUUUUUCACUGACAGUGAUGUCUUGAGAUGACUAUCCUCAUACACUGGAAUUCCCCUUAAUCAGGGUUAUGUCUGCCUGCCAUUGCCACCAUUAAUGGUUACAUAGCUUGUUUUUGAGACGUGGAAUGCAUUGGCUGAAAGUGAAUUAUAACCUGCGGCAGAAAUUGACUAAUACUUGAAGAAUGUUUGGAUCUUUGGGGAAGAGCAGGGGUAUGGUAUUAUUAGAUAGCUUUUUAGAGUGUUGGCUCUGGCCUGAUUGGGCAAAUGGUCUUAUGUGGUAUACGUAUCGAUAUUUUAGUUUUUCUUAAAACCCACACAAGCAUUAAGCAACCAUUCUCAUCUGAACACACUAAAGCAGCAUGAGUAGACUUUUAUGUUAAAGGUACUAUGUAAGUGCAUGUUGUUGAAAGUAACUAAUAAGGGCUUUUGCUUUUCAUUGAGACCAGUGCAGCCUGCAGUUUUCUCCUAAAUGGCACUGUUAGCUGAUGGUGGUCGAAUACCUUGAAUCCCUUUGAAGUAUAUUUGUAAUAUGGAGACCCUUGUAUUUUGAUAUUUUUCUGACUUAAAAAGAUUGUCUGUUCACAAUAUUUUGGUUGUGCCUUUUUACCAGUCCCUAUACACUUUUAUCCCCAUCAAGAAGGCCUUAAAACUUUCUGCUUCUAUCUCAAUAGAGAACCAAUCUGUUCCCCUUCACCUCCACCCUUCUCCAAAUGGCAGAACUGGUCCUCAUCCUCAACAAUCUUUCCUUCAGCUCCUCCCACUUUCUCCAGACUCGAGAGGUAGCCACAGGCACUCGCAUGGGUCCUGGCUAUGCCUGCCUCUUUGUUGGCAAUGUAAGACGGUCUUCCUUCUUUCUCCUAUGGUCCACUCUUCUCUCCUAUCAGAUUCCUUCUUCUCUUUAUUUUUAAACCCUCCUGGCUUUACUUAUUACCUUCUAUCUAUCCUCUUUUCCCUCUCCCCACCUUUUUAUUCUGGCAUCUUUCCCCUUCCUUUCCUGUCCUGAAGAAGGGUCUUGUCCUAAAACAUCAAAUGUUUGUUCAUUUCCAUAAAUGCUGCCUGACUUGCUGAGUUCUUCCAGCAUUUUGUGUGUGUUGCAUUGGAUUUCCAGCAUCUGCAGACUUUCUCAUGUUUGUUGUUUAUAUGUUUGUCAGCAUCUUUUAGCAAUAAUGCUUACUGGUAGAAAUACUUUCAAGUGCAUUUAAAACCAGUUUUUUUCAUAAUGGUCUUCCAAAGAUUUUGGAGAGGACUCAAUCACUUUUGUUAGAAAACAUAUUUGGUUGUACAUUAAAGCAAAUUGUGGCAAGAUAGGUAGUUGUUGGGGCCACAUUUUAUAAAUUCUCAUAAGUAGUGGUGUAACUGAGAGCAGUACUGUAUGAAUUAUCAAAAGGAAUUUUUAUACUCGAGCAAUCUGCCACCAUUAAUAACUGUAAUCAUGGUUCCUAUUGACUGAAAUUAAUACCUUUUGAUAAUUUUCCCAAAUGUAAUAAUUCUCAUUCUUGUCAAUUACAAUGUGUGCCAUGAUGAUUGUAAUUCAGUUAGCAUUCAGGCUAAAAUAAACAUUUUUAUUGCAGAAUAUUGAGAUUGGUGAACCUAUAUGUAUACCAUGUUAUCUGUGGUUCAUAUUUUAAUAUUUGCCUGCUCCUCUUUUUUUAACCAUGAAAAGUCAAUACUUUGUCGAGACCAAACAUUGAUGAGAAAUUAUUGCUCAGUUAGAAAUCUUGUUAAUAAACCUUGUUUGCCUACUUGAAAAAUUGCUGGGUGUAGAAAAAGCUUUAUAAGAUGUCAUAUUUAAAAUCCAACUCGUUGCUGUAGUGAACAAGGUGGUAAAACUAAAUACCUUGAUUGCUACUUUAUACUUUUCAAACCUAAUUCAUUGUAAACCAUCAAACUUUAUAUUGUCAUUGUUUGCUUUCAGGAUUUCUUAAUGGUCAAUUACUGAGGGUGUUACGCUACGUAGCUAACAAUAUGGAUUUUCAUAAGGAUGAGUAACUUAUGGUGUGCAAUUUAGCAAUUUGCAGGUCUGAUUCUGACAGUGGAUAUUUUACAGUCAACUUCUCUCAGUCUUAAAAACCAGAAUUUAAAUCGGUACCAGAAUUAAAUAGAAAUAAAGUUGGCUGAUGGAACCUUUUACUACUUGUCACUUUUUAUGUGAAUUACGGUAUUUCAUUGCUACUGUUGAUAUAUAUCGAGAACUAAAUUUUAAUCAAUGUGGAAAUGUGGUUUGUGAUGUUCUGGAAAUAACAAUCUUUAAAAAGUGAGAUGUAGUACAUGCUUAACACAGUUUAACAGGCAAUAUCUAAAUAGAUAGAUGCCAUCCAAUGUGUAUAGUAUGCUACAUUAAUUUUUUUGUGAUUUUCUGGGAAUUCAUGUGUUAUAAAAUUAAUUGGGAAAAGUGUAAUUUUUCUUGCUGGAAUUGUGUUUUAAUGAAAGUUUUAGAUUUUAAAUUAGUGGCAUCUUCAAACUUAAUUCUGAGCAAGUUAUACUUGAAAUUUCUGAGUAGAGAUAUACACCAAUUCCAUGAUGUGCAUGAGUUUAAAACAAAACCCCAAGACUGGAAUUAUUUGAUUUUUUUUUGUUCUAGAUAAUUUUAAUUUCAUAGAAAAAGAGAAUGCAUUUAGUUCUGCCUAGUUAACUGCAGUUAAUGUGCUGUAUUGCUACAGUGACAUAAGAUCCAAUUAUAUAAGUGAAUCAUCACUUACUAAAAUUCAUAGGUUUAAUCCAAUAUAUUAUGGAUUUUAUUAUACCAUUGAAUGAACAAUUGGCAAUUGCUAUUUUUGUCUUUCAGGUUUGACAUGUUUAGAGUAGUAGUAAUUUAGUGUACUUCCACUGGUCUCAGCUGUGCAAAUGAUCCAAAGGAUUCUCUGUCCGACAGGCCAUUGGGGAAAAGUGAAUUAAUUCAAUUAAUUAAUUAAUUGCAAAUAUUUUGAGUUUUUGACUUGUUGAUCUUAAUCUGAAAAUUCUGCUUGUUAAUCUAAACUGGAAUUGUGGUUUAACAUAUCUGUAGGCAAAAUGUGUACGUAUAUUUUUAACAAUGCAAACAUUGUUAAUGUAAAUGAUAACACAGAGCAAGUAGCUACAUGUCUAGAAUUCAAAUGCAAGUCAAACUGCACAGAACCAGUAUUUGUCAAAAUUGUUCAUAACUGGACCUGUUCAAAAUUUAUUUUUCAUUAUUAUGCAAUGUCAGUUUUAUAUUGUCAUGUGCAAUUGUGAUGAUAAAGAGAUUCUGUAUCAGUACAUUCAUGCCAUGUUGGUAUUGGUGUCUUUUUUAUUUUAUUCACUUUUUAAAGCAAUUCUCAUUACACAAUAGUAAUGCAGUCUCAAUGUUUCAAGUUUUACUUAGCUGUUAGUAUUAGUGUACUGUAAAGAAAAUGUCAUGAACCAAUACAAUGUUAUGCAAAAUAAUUUGUCAUUUGAACCUCAAAUAUUGGUAAUCCAAUGAUAUGACACUCAGAAUGCAUUCUUCAGCCACUCCAUAGUUGGAAGAAUAUAAUUCUUAUAUGGUUUGAAUGGGAUGAAAAAUUCUCACCCCUUGUAGUUUACUGAAAUCCUAGUGAUGCAUUGCUUGAAACAAUGUGGAUUACUUGAACUACUAAAAAAUGAAUGUGAAAUGAAAGUUUAGAUUUUCCCCAAAUCUGGUUGGUGAACUUCAGUCAUCCCUGUAGGUGAAUAAUUCUUUGAGGAUUUGUUGCAGUGGAUCCUCCUGGCCUGAAGGAGCACUAGAGCAAGGGCAUCCAAACCUUGGCUUAUUGCAAUUCUUCAAUUGGUUUAUAUUUCAAAGGAGGCUCAAAGUGGGGGUGCAUUGGGAUGCAAUAUAGUGAUAGGAUUGCUAAGGCCAAGGGAGGGAGUGGGUGAAGUACGUGGCAGGAAGGAGAUUUACAAUGGUCGUUGGGAGAGUCAAAUAACAGUUAGGUUUCCAACAGAAAGAAGAUCAGCUCAAACCUGAAUGGGGAGGAUGUUUGUGUUUGGGUGGAGUCAAGUGUGUAGUUAGGCAUACGAUAGUGUGGGAGAAGGCUGAAGACAAUUGGUGGGGAUAUUAUUCAAAUAGAUAAUGCAUUGGGAAAGCUAAGGAGUUUGACAGCAUUGGGGAGAAGACGAAUAAUCAGUGACAAUGGAAAGUUAAAGGUGAUGGUUAAUGAAGAACAUGGAUUUUUCAGACUUGGGCGGUGGCUCAAGUGGAGGUGGUCUUCAGUGUUCUCGUGCAGUUGGGGCUUGCCCAACUGCGUCAGUACACUAUUGCAUCCAUGUGCCAGCAAUGUUUGCAGAUCAGUCUUCCAUUCUGACCUGAAAGCAAAGGACUCUCCACUAGACUUUUUUAGUAUAAGACUAAUUAGAAUCAUUAUUAAACAAGCUUAUUGUACUGUUAGUUUUGUGUAAUGCUCCAGAACUUGCCUUUUUCACAAGAUUAAUAUGUUAAGUACUGUGGACAGUUUUAUUUCCACUUUGAGCAAAUGGCAAUGAGGGUGGGAGGUGAGCAGUUUAGAAGUUCAGUAAUACCUGCUCAGUGCUGUAGUAAAACAGGACAGUUUAAUAGGAUUAUCUACAUGAAUGAUGGCAUAUUUAUUUUGCAGUGUUGCUGCGUAAAACUUAAUGCCUCCUGAAGAGUUCUUUUGUGGGUGGAAUAUUGUAUACAAAGUGCUAAUCUAGAGUAGCCCGUUUUAAAUAUAGUGUUUAUAUAUUUUUAAAAGGCUGCUUUACUUCCCACUGUGACCAAACAUUAAGACUGAAAUGUGGUAUACUCUAGGCCAACUGUCUCCCUUUUUUGCCAAAUUCAAUUACUUUCUGGUUCUCAAUAUACAGUAUAUAUCUUUUAAGAUGUGCUGUUUGUAAACCACUGUGUUCAGUUUUAAUCCCUUUUGUGGUUUCUUCAUUGUUUUUAUACAUUUAAAAGUAUAAUCAUUUUUAGAUCAUUGCUGAGCAUUAAUCUGUAAUUCAAAGAUUUUGCAGAAAUUAUUUAUUUUAUGAAUUCAGUCAAUUUCUAUGUAAUAGUAAACGUCUUCAUUGUAUUACAAUAGUGUUUGUCCACCUUAUCUUUUUAUCCUUGGAUUUACUGCAUAGUAAACAUUUUUGUAUUUCCUGUUAUUUGUCCAUUAAAAAGAUAAUACUCUGUGUUCUCUCAUUCUUGAAUUUUGGAACACUAAGCCUAUAUUUAAUGGUCUGUCAACAUCUCUUAGCAAGGCAGUAUUGUUAACAGCUGUCCUCUGCUAAGAGCACAAAAGUGAGACAAAUGCAUGCAUGCCAAGUUCCUUGGUAUAUGUCAGCAAGAGUAUGAUUUUUUCCCAUUUAUUUUACAUGGAAGUUCCAUUUGCAAGUAUUCCUCACUUGCUCCUAGCAGGUUUGGCAGUUGCCCAUGGAUAAAAAAAAUUUCUACUAUCUACUUAGUACUAUCUAUAUAAAGUGGUGGGUGAAUAAU
Mobula hypostoma (lesser devil ray) is the source of this 9220-nucleotide messenger RNA. It is a transcript of the gene pskh1, whose product is annotated as protein serine kinase H1. The coding region runs from base 328 to 1587 and encodes 419 amino acids. The record is from RefSeq and is a predicted model, not a curated record. Gene Ontology annotation, molecular function: ATP binding; protein kinase activity. Lineage: Eukaryota; Metazoa; Chordata; Chondrichthyes; Myliobatiformes; Myliobatidae. Gene Ontology annotation, biological process: protein phosphorylation. The transcript has 3 exons.